Molecule: messenger RNA, 894 nt
Organism: Acanthosepion pharaonis
Lineage: Eukaryota; Metazoa; Mollusca; Cephalopoda; Sepiida; Sepiidae
Source: the annotation of a GenBank genome assembly
AUGUUCGACUCUACGAAAGAUGGUUGGUGCAUCAAUAAUUUGGCUCGUCGAAUCGAGUCUCAGGCGACUUCUCAUCGGCGCCUUCUCCAUGAGCGCAUGCGUGUCUUUUUUUUUUCUUUCUUUCGUGUUUUAUUCGAUAUUCUCUUCUUUCCUUCUUUCUUUCUUUCUUACUUCCUUUUUCUCAGUUAUUUAAGAACUACUUAUUCAUUUUUGUCUUUCAUUAUUUCGUUCUUUGAGAGUUUUAUUUUUAAUAUUCUUUAUCAGUUUCUUCUCUUUCUUUCAAAAGAAUUCUUUCUUUCUUUUUUACGUGAUUCCUUCUUUAUUUCUGUCCUUCUCUCCUUUCUAUUUUUUGUUUUUUUAUUAAUUUCCUUCUUUUUUUUUCCUUCUCUCGUUUUGUCGCUUUUCCUCUCUUUCUUUCUUUCUUUCUUUCUUUCUUUCUUUCUUCUGUCUUUCUCUUUCCUUUCUUUCUUUCUUUCUUUUCUUUCUUUCUUUUCCUUACUUUCUUUUUCUUUUUCUUUCUCCUCUCUUUCUGUAUUUCUUUGUUUUUCUCUCUCUCUCUCUCUUUGUUUGUUUGUUUCUUUCUUUUUCUUUUUCUUUCUCCUCUCUUUAUUUCUGUCUUUCUCUUUUUCUUUUCUUUUCUUUCUUUUUUUCCUUUCUUUUUCUUUCUCCUCUCUUUCUGUCUUUUUUGUUCCUCUCUUUCUUUCUUUCUUUCUUUCUUUCUUUCUUUCUUUCUUUCUUUCUUUCUUUCUUUCUUUCUUAUACAUAUUUCUACUUCAUCAUUUUUCUUUAAAUUUCUUCUCUUAUUUUUUCAGUCUUCACUUAUUUUCCCCACCACGUGAUCAUCCUUUAUAUUUUAUCUUUCCCCUGCUAAACCCGGGUUUACAUGACUUAUAA